Canis lupus familiaris (dog) is the source of this 2638-nucleotide messenger RNA. It is a transcript of the gene CLDN34, whose product is annotated as claudin 34. The transcript is spliced from 5 exons. Gene Ontology annotation, biological process: bicellular tight junction assembly; cell adhesion. The coding region runs from base 1556 to 2323 and encodes 255 amino acids. Gene Ontology annotation, cellular component: plasma membrane; bicellular tight junction. Lineage: Eukaryota; Metazoa; Chordata; Mammalia; Carnivora; Canidae. The record is from RefSeq and is a predicted model, not a curated record. Gene Ontology annotation, molecular function: structural molecule activity.
CAGGCUCCAUGCAGGGAGCCUGACGUGGGACUCGAUCCCAGGACCCCGGGAUCACGCCCUGAGCUUAAGGCUGUGCUAAACCACUGAGCCACCCAGGCUCCCCAAGUUAGACUUUUAAAAGUGGAUGGACACCACACAUUUCGCUUUUAUUUCUGGCUUCUGACCAGGCUACUUCAGCUUGUCUCAUUUGAGUUCUGAAACGGUCAAGAGAUGAAUAAAUGGGGACGAUGCAAAUGCAGUCAUAGGUGGCCACUGUAGUGCUAGGGCUGUGGUCCUUACGGCGUGUUCUGUGACCCACUGAUGACAAUGUGCGGGGCGUUUGUCCCCAAGCCCUCGCCAGGCCGGCGAGCCCCACUGGUGUCAGUUUGAUCUUUGGUAUGAGCCCACCAGACUUCUUCAGGAGGAGCUCUACAGUGGGUACCCUGAGACACUUGGACAGGGGGACACCAGACAUUCGUUCCAUCUUCAGACCUAGCUGCUGUACUGCCACAGGCCUGUGCACUACAAGGCAGGCAUUCUGGAAGCGUGUUUUUUGCAUCUCCCGUUAAGAGAAGAAAAGCAACACGCGGUGUGUGUAUUCUUGUAUGUGAGGCAUCUUGAGUCAAGAUCACACAAGAUUGCUCACUCAUCAGCGAGCUACGUAAACAUCCCCCUAAACCCAAGCUAUAUAGGCGCACCCUCCUACCUGUCCACCUGGUCCCCCAAAUGCUCGCGUCCCUUAUGCACCACCUGAGACCGGCAGGCGGAGAGGAAAGGGGGUGGACAUAACCGAGUGCAAUGACGGUGUCUUUGGCAAAUUUCACCAAAGCACAGGGCUGCGCCAGCUUAAACCUGGUUAUCAAGUUCAAAGGCGAGGCCUGCCGGAUAGCACCCGGCCUGGGAAGACGGCGGCGAGCGGUGUUCACGCAGCUGACGGCACCAGGAGGGGACAUGAUGUCAUCCGGAGCGCACUCUAAGGACGCAGUCUGCUUUCUGAGGUGUGCUUGCUGAAAAUACAUCAGACCCAACGUGAGGGAAAUUCUUUAAAAACAAAACCAAGCCCUACCAGUUUUCUUAAAAGGGCCAAGGCGAUGCAAGGUAGAGCAGCGAUUCCAAAAAGGCCACCUGGCAAGGGAACGCGCCGCACGACCCUAGAACGCGGCCCGGGGCAGCGAAAGGACGUGCGCCGGGUGACUGGCCAAGUUGGACGGGGCCCUGGAUCGCAGCCCGGUGCGGAUGAUUUUAUCCAUUCAUUCAUGAGAGACACAGAGAGAGAGGCAGAGGGAGAAGCAGGCUCCCCGCAGAGAGCCCGACGUGGGACUCGGUCCCGGGACUCCAGGAUCACACCCUGGGCCGAAGGCAGGUGCCAAACCGCUGAGCCACCCGGGCCGCCCUUGCCCGCCAAAUCUUAAGCCCUCAAAGCUCAAGUGGAGCCCAACGUGGGCCCAAAUUCAAGACCCUGAGACCAAGACCUGAGCUGAAAUCAAGAGUCAGCCAUCUAACGGACAGGGCACCCCCCAGGACCUAGCAACCGAGAACUUAGAAGUGGGCUGGCAGUGGCCCAAUAGGAGAGAAGAUGCCAACUACCCAAAGACAAAAGGAUUACCAAGUUUCGGAGGCGGAGAACUCCAGUGGAGUGGCUGAAAGUGGAUCCCCCUUGGAGCCAAAAACAGACAGGCCUCCAGGGUAUGCAGCCACCAUGCUAUUGCUCAUCAACAGCACCAAUCGCCAGAUGGCGGGCUUCACCAUAGCCACUGUGGGAUGGAUCCUCACCACCACAUCCACGGGCCUCGUGGAGUGGCGAGUGUGGUACAUGAACAACUCCUCUCUCUCUCCCUCUGGCCUGGUCUGUGUGGGAAUGUGGAAAGUCUGCAUUUACCAAUAUAUCACCAACUUCAACAGAGCCACGUUGUGUCAUCGCUAUACCUACCACGAUACUUACCUGCCUCUUGAUAUCUGUAUUUCUCAAAAUCUCCUGCUGGUCGCCACCAUUCUGGGCCUUUUGGGAAGAGCCGCCAUCAUUUUUGCACUUAGGAAUGUGUACAUGGGAAUUCAUCAGGACGCCACCUUCAACCAAUUUAUUGUUUCAGGGAUUCUGAAUGUGGUUGCUGGUGUCUGUAUCUCAAUCACUGUGGUCUGGAAUUUCUACUCCGUGAUAAACGAAGAGGGUAUCACCUUCCCACCAUCUCUCUAUAUACCCUUCAAGCCAGAUAGUCAGGAAAUUGGCAGUGCCCUUCUGGUGGCAUGUCUGGCUGCCUUCAUGAUGCUGUUAAGUGGGCUGCUUUUCCUCUCCUACAAGCACCCCCUGGCCAGACAAAUACAUCCUGAAACUUCAGAGACGUAGAAUUCCUGCUUGCCUUGGCUUUGCGAAUCCAACAUGACCAAGAGUUUAUGAGAAGUAUUAGCAAAAAAAAAAGAGAAGUAUUAGCAGAAUGUUCUAUUAAAUAUUUCCAAAGAUUCAAGACCAUGGCAAAGGUAGUUUUAGGCAGGAAGUGGCCAUCAAUUUCCUUCCUUUAUCUUCUGUGUCUUUGUUUUACUGACGCACCAGUUCAUUGAUUGAAGAAAUUUCACUUAAAAAAAAAUCUUUCUCACCAGCCAGUUGGUCUUCUUGGAUCUGAAUUUUAACUAUUGCUGAAUAAAUAAUCAAUCCAUAAACCUA